Monosiga brevicollis MX1 is the source of this 315-nucleotide messenger RNA. RefSeq lists its product as uncharacterized. The record is from RefSeq and is a predicted model, not a curated record. NCBI's taxonomy places the organism in Eukaryota, Choanoflagellata, Craspedida, Salpingoecidae. The coding region runs from base 1 to 315 and encodes 104 amino acids. The transcript has 3 exons.
AUGUAUGGCAACGCCGUUUCGGAUGAGCUGAAGGCAGAGCAGCAAUGGAGACUGCCGCGUGAGCUUGCUCGACUGAACAGUGGCUUCUCCCUGGAACGCACGCGAUUCUACAACGAUGUGGAUAAGACGGGCACGAGUCGACGUGCCAUUGGAAUGAUGAUACCCAGCGGGGAUGCUUUCACGUUUGAGGUAUCAUUCUUCGGGCAGACCAUGCCCGAGAUGACUGAGCUAGUUCCAUUCUCACAGCGAGACUACAUCAUGCUGGGUGUUGAUUUAGGACGGGCACUCUAUUUUACCUAUGCGGCCGAACAAUAG